Molecule: messenger RNA, 1221 nt
Organism: Saccostrea cuccullata (small rock oyster)
Lineage: Eukaryota; Metazoa; Mollusca; Bivalvia; Ostreida; Ostreidae
Exons: 3
Coding region: 75-560 (161 amino acids)
Source: RefSeq, a predicted model, not a curated record
AUUGUGACGUCACAGUAAGCCGUGCUUAAAAAUAUCAAUGCUUUGGGAGGUUUGUAGACGAACACACGUAAACAAUGUUUCGGUGGAUGGUGUGUGGUGUUAGAAGGCUGUAUCAACCUUUUUGUGUUUUAUCCGGGAAGACACAUUCAAACCUGCGAUGUGUUAACUGGGUCAAUUGUCAGGGCAUUAAACUUCAAAGAGCCAACGUGGAUUAUACAGAUGAGACCGAUUUUAUGGAGAUCGAUUUUUUUUACAGAGACUUUGACGAGAAGUGCAAUGAGGCCGACAUCGAUACGAUCUCUCUCAUCGCUAAAAACAACCCCGAGUUCGUCUGCCUAAGGCGGAUCACAGAGCGCCAUUACUGGGGGAGCGUGCACUCUCUCAUGCGACAGUUAGGAUACACGGGUUACCUAGAGGAUCUGCGGCGGGGUCGAUGUAAGGGGGUCCUCAUUAGGGAUGACGUGGCGGAAUUAGUGAAGCCAUACUAUGGUACUGUGUACAGGAAUAGAAGGCAUUUCCCCUUUAAGAACUUACAAGGGACUAAAUCCAAUAAGACCUGACUAUGUUAUUUCCUAUGGAAUAUGAUAUUGAUUUGCAAUCAUGGUAUUAGUACUCAGAGAUAUGUAAAUAUUUUUCUACCUCAAGGAAUAAUAUAUUUAUGUGUUCCUUGAGAGGCCAGCAUAAUAACAUGUAGAAUGUUAGUAACCCAAGAAGGUUGUUUUUGAUUCCUGUAUAAUGUCGAAACAGCUGUGGGAAAGCCCUAUUGUAAAAUUUUAAUUCAACACGAAUAUUAAUUCGUAGACAGAUAUAUUGUUUUAGUGUAUUCAUUUUCCAGCAGUAUUGAUGAGCUCGAGUAAAACAAAUUUAAUGUUUUUUUUAGAAACAUGUCACUGCCUGUAUAUGUACAUAUAGUUAAUUUACACACAUCUUUAAAUUGUAUGUAAUUGUACUAGUAUUACAGUUCAGGAUAUUUCAAGAGAUUUAAAAUCGAAUAAUCAAAUCUUAACAAAUAAUUAAUAAAGAUACGAGAUGCAAUUUUAUGCAUUAAUUGUUCAAAUUUUAAUUUCUCUAUUCAAUAGUUGAUUUUAUUUGGUUAUAUUUCAUAUUUAAGCUUUUAUUGAGCCCGGUAAACCUGAUAAUACUAGUGCAAUGAUUUAAUAUUUAUUAUAAAAUGAAAAUAUUUAUGUAUUGAAGCAUGGAAAUUAGUCAAUCAGUCUUAUG